Thalassophryne amazonica is the source of this 1880-nucleotide messenger RNA. Its product is annotated as interleukin-18 receptor accessory protein-like. Gene Ontology annotation, molecular function: interleukin-18 receptor activity. The transcript is spliced from 12 exons. The coding region runs from base 29 to 1789 and encodes 586 amino acids. Gene Ontology annotation, biological process: interleukin-18-mediated signaling pathway. NCBI's taxonomy places the organism in Eukaryota, Metazoa, Chordata, Actinopteri, Batrachoidiformes, Batrachoididae. The record is from RefSeq and is a predicted model, not a curated record.
AAAAACAGUGACGUUAUUUUUUAAUAAGAUGCAAACUGCAUAUGUUCUGUUUUAUUUAAUCUUUCCCAUUUCCUCCGAGGGAUGCUGUGUGGGAAAGCAAAAGGGCCACAAGGAAAGAAUGGAUUUUCCGCAGGAUUUGGCUCUGGCAGAUCAGCACUACAGAGCUGUGGAGGGUGAGGCGUUCAUGAUGCAGUGCGUGAGCUCUCUGAAGCGGCAGGUGGAGGUGGUGUGGUCCAGGACUGCAGGAGACAGUGAAGGAAACAAAAGUGGAGAGAGGGGUACCCGAACAGAUGUGAUCAGUAGACACAACGACCUCCACUUCCAAAUUGUUGAAGCAAAACAUUCUGGAAAUUACACGUGCACCACAGGUGACAGGAAGGUCUUCUUCUAUCUACAAGUGGUGGAGAAAUUGAGCCUGAGAUGCAUAAAGCCUGAGGAGAGCACUGUAACUCUGAUCAUGAGCACAGGAGGAACUCUCACCUGCCCAAGACUGACCUGCAGUGACCGGGCCAAUACUGACAUCAACUGGUAUAAGGGAAACAGAUCUGUCUCUGAACUGCAGAGGAACAGAGACAUCUGUGAGAACAACGGUCUGUUGCAUCUCUGCCACAUCUAUAAAACUGACAGUGCUGUGUACUACUGUGACCGACGUACACGUGAACAGGGGCUGAUAUGGACCAUCAGGAGGGCAGUCACUGUCACAGUCAUACCACAGAAUGCAAGAGAUUCUCCAAGAAUUAUUCAUCCUGAUGACAACAAGACGGAAGAAGUAGAGCUCGGUCACUCACAUACUCUGGUGUGUGAAGUAUUUUUUCAUUUUGAGAGGCAUCUUUCCCUGGAGGUCCAAUGGUACAUGAACAAACACAGCAAAGUGGAUGAGAGGACUCCACUAGAGAUGGACAGUCAACAACAGGAGAAACUGAGUUUUGCUGAGUUUCUGGUCAGAAGGACAGCGACCAUAAAAGAGGUGACAUUACUGCACUUGAAUCACACUUACACCUGUACUGCCAGUAAUUCUGUGGGAAACAGCACUGCAACGAUCAAAUUCAAGAGGAAAACUAAAGUAAAAUGGCCCAUGCUGAUUGGAUAUCCUAUUGCAUCUUUGCUGCUGGUAGCUGGACUGGGAAUCGUUUUGCAUGUAAAAUGGCUGGAAGUAACUCUAAUGUACAGAUCCCACUGCCAAGGUUAUGCAAAACCUGGAGAAGAUGACAAAGAGUUUGAUGUGUUUGUGUCGUGUGUGUGGAGCCGGCCCACGCCUGAGGUGUCUGUAGGUUUGACGACUCCGUUAACAUCAAGAGGAGGCACUGAUGAGGAAGCACGUCUUGCCAGCAUCAACAGGGUGAACAGUGAGGAUCGUGAUGUCAGUCAGUGGCCACUGGAAGCACUGCUGCCCCGAGUGUUAGAAGGCCAGUGGGGGUAUCGCAUCUGUCUGCUGGAGAGGGAUAUGCUACCUGGAGGAGCGUAUACAAAUGACGUGGUUCAAGUGAUACAUAGAAGCCGAAUGCUGAUCUGCCUCCUGUCAGCAGAAUACUUCUCCAACAGUAACGCCGUGUUUGUACUGCAAUCAGGAAUCCAGUCUCUGCUGCAAACGUCGAACUUCAAGCUGCUGUUAAUAUGGACCGGUAGAUCGUCCACAUCCCUCGUCCAGUAUGACCCCCCUCUGCCCCCACUGGUCCUGAAGGCAUUAAAGGUGCUGCCUAGUCUGGACUGGCCCUCAGAUCAAGCGGGACGAGCCACCCGCACCUUCUGGAGGUCUCUGAGGAAGACCAUGCCAGUCCAAAGGAAGUAAACCUGGUGAACACUGGUACCAACUCACUCACCUAGAUUUAUUGAUUGCUUUUAAAUCAUCUGCAUACUUUUAAUAAAUCUAUUUUCUCACU